CGUCUGUCAGGCCGUCGAUCUGUCCCACGCUGGCAGUCAUGAUCUGGAGCGCCACAUCGCGGGGCGUCCACCAGCCGGACAACACCGCAUUCACGCAGCAGCGCCUCCCAGCCUGGCAGCCACUGCUAUCAGCCAGCAUCGUUCUGCCGCUCUUCUUCUGCGUCGGCCUGGCCUUCAUCGGUCUGGGCCUGGGCCUUUACUACUCCUCCAACGGCAUCAAGGAGCUCGAGUACGACUACACCGGCAACCCGGGCACCGGCAAUUGCUCGGUGUGCGCCGCAGCCGGCCAGGGCCGCGCGCCGCCGCCCAGUUGCUCGUGCACCUGGUACUUCUCGCUGCCGGAACUCUUCCAGGGCCCCGUGUUCCUCUACUAUGAGCUCUCCAACUUCUACCAGAACAACCGGCGCUACAGCGUGUCCCGUGACGACGAGCAGCUGAGCGGGCUGCAGAGUGCGCUGCGCCAUCCAACCAACGAGUGCGCCCCUUACCAGCGCACUGCCACCGGCCUGCCCAUCGCGCCCUGCGGGGCCAUCGCCAACAGCCUCUUCAACGACUCCUUCUCACUGUGGCACCAACGCCGGCCAGGCGGGCCCUACGUCGAGGUGCCUCUCGACCGCACCAGCAUCGCCUGGUGGACUGACUACCACGUCAAGUUCCGCAACCCGCCACUAGUGAACGGGAGCCUGGCGCUGGCCUUCCAAGGUACCGCGCCCCCGCCCAACUGGCACCGUCCGGUCUACCAGCUUAGCCCGGACCCCAACAACACCGGCUUCAUCAAUCAGGACUUCGUGGUGUGGAUGCGCACGGCGGCGCUGCCCACGUUCCGCAAGCUGUACGCUCGCAUCCGCCAGGGCAACUAUUCAGCUGGCCUGCCACGGGGCUCCUACUUUGUCAAUAUCACCUACAAUUACCCGGUGAGCUCCUUCGGCGGCCACAAGCUCAUCAUCUUCAGCAGCAUCUCGUGGAUGGGUGGCAAGAACCCUUUCCUGGGCAUCGCCUACCUGGUGGUUGGUUCCGUCUGCAUCCUCAUGGGCUUUGUCAUGCUGGUCGUCUACAUACGCUACCAAGACCAGAAUGAGGAGGAUGAGGAGGAAUGAUUCUUGCUUCUUGCAAAAACUCUUUUAACUGUCCCCUCCUCUUCUCCCACACAAUUCCGACCUCACCUCCGUUUCCCCUAUCUUAGGGAUGAGGU
Molecule: messenger RNA, 1192 nt
Organism: Chrysochloris asiatica (Cape golden mole)
Lineage: Eukaryota; Metazoa; Chordata; Mammalia; Afrosoricida; Chrysochloridae
Gene: CDC50B
Product: transmembrane protein 30B
Exons: 1
Coding region: 39-1097 (352 amino acids)
Biological process (GO): phospholipid translocation
Cellular component (GO): endoplasmic reticulum; plasma membrane; Golgi apparatus
Source: RefSeq, a predicted model, not a curated record